CAGUACUUGUUAUAUAACAAGUAACGUUAUUUUCAUUACUUGUUAUCCCUAAACAAAAAAUAAAAAUAAUCACCAAAAUCUCUCCAUUAAAUCAUUACUUCUCUCUCACUAGCAUCCACCCAAAUCCAACCAAUGGACCACAAACCCCACUCACUAUUAAAUAAUACUCUCCCACAACCAUUUUAUCAAGCACUAAACUCCACUUGCAUUUAAUCCUCAAAAGCAUUUCAUCAAACAAUUGGCUUUCAAUUCUCAAAGCCAUUCAAUCAAACACAAUUUGCUUUCAAAUCAUUUAUGGCUGCAAUUCUCAGAAGCAUUUCAUCAAACACCAAAACAAAAAAUUGGCUUUUAAUCAAAAACCAUAUUUUGAAAUCUUAGAACCAUAAUAUAAAAAAGAAUACAUACCAUGCUUUAUGGCUGCAAUUCUCAGAAGCAUUUCAUCAAACACCAUGGCGGCGAUGCUGAAGCUCUUCAUCCUCCUCGUUCUCCAGCUGACAAUCUCCUGCAACACCGAGCCAUUCCCCAUCAACGUUUGGCCAAUCCCAACCUCCAUCUCCUGGCCAUCACCCAAGGCCGCCACCAUCUCCCCGGCGUUCCAAAUCUCCGCCCCUUACGCCCACAAGCACCUCCGCACCGCUGUGAAGCGCCACGCAAGCCUCCUCUUUUCCGAGGGCUACAAACCCAUCGUUCCCCCAUCUCUUCCCAUCUCCUCCACCCCUCUCCUCUCCCUCACACUCCACAUCACCGACAUCCUCGCCCUUCUCCAUCACGGCGUCGACGAAUCCUACUCCCUCACCAUCUCCUCCUCCAAUGGCGUCGCCAAUCUCUCCUCCACCACCGUCUGGGGUGCCAUCCACGGCCUCGAGUCCUUCUCCCAGCUCUCCUGGGGCAGCCCACCGUUGAUCGCCACCGAUCUCUACAUCAACGACCGACCUUUGUUCCCUCACCGUGGCCUCAUGCUCGACACCUCGAGGAACUUCUACCCCGUGGAGGACAUCAUGCGCACCAUCGCCACCAUGGGUGCGAACAAGCUCAAUGUUUUCCACUGGCACAUCACGGAUUCCCACUCCUUCCCGCUGGUGCUCCCGUCGGAACCCAACCUCGCCGCCGCCGGAUCGUACGGCGCCGACAUGCAGUACUCGCCGGAGGAUGUGAAGAAGAUCGUAGACUACGCGAUGAGUUAUGGCGUCCGUGUCGUGCCUGAGUUCGAUACCCCUGGGCACUCUCUCUCCUGGGCGGGAGCAUACCCGGAAAUAGUCACGUGCGCGAAUCAGUUCUGGCUCCCAAACGGGCCCUUCGACAGAGCCCACCGUCUCGGCUCGGGGCCCGGCACGGGCCAGCUCAACCCUCUCCACCCUCGUACGUACGAAGUCCUCCACAACGUCUUCAGCGAAAAUGGGGGUUUUGUGGGGAAUUAUAGUGCUUACGAUGCGAUCUCAGAGCAUACAUCAUGGUGUGGGCCGUUUAAGACUUGGGAGAGGAUCUAUGAUUAUGAUAUUGUGGAGGGGUUGAGGGAGAGAAAAGAAAAAAAAGGAGGUACUGAAAAAAGACAAUAAGGGUUGAAGAAAAG
Messenger RNA from Dioscorea cayenensis subsp. rotundata (Guinea yam), 1570 nucleotides. RefSeq names its product beta-hexosaminidase 2-like. Gene Ontology annotation, molecular function: beta-N-acetylhexosaminidase activity. The record is from RefSeq and is a predicted model, not a curated record. Lineage: Eukaryota; Viridiplantae; Streptophyta; Magnoliopsida; Dioscoreales; Dioscoreaceae. Bases 414 to 1556 code for a protein of 380 amino acids. Gene Ontology annotation, biological process: carbohydrate metabolic process; glycosaminoglycan metabolic process. Gene Ontology annotation, cellular component: membrane. The transcript has 2 exons.